Molecule: messenger RNA, 855 nt
Organism: Belonocnema kinseyi
Lineage: Eukaryota; Metazoa; Arthropoda; Insecta; Hymenoptera; Cynipidae
Exons: 1
Coding region: 1-855 (284 amino acids)
Biological process (GO): DNA integration
Molecular function (GO): nucleic acid binding
Source: RefSeq, a predicted model, not a curated record
AUGGCUGUUUUCGUGUGCUUCGCUUCGAAGGGAAUAGAUUUUGAGGCUGUCGGCGAUCUUAGCACCGGGAGUCUGCAGGGUGCAUUACUGCGAUUUUGUGUUCGACGUGGAAAACCGGCUGAAUUAUGGAGUGACAAUGCAACUCACUUUUGUCGCGCUGAUUUGGAAAUAAAAGAAGCGCUCAGCGCGAUUAAUUGGGAUCGAGUCGCUUAUUCGAUGGCAACCGAAGGCAUCCUCUGGCAAUUCAUUCCGCCUGCUGCUCCGCACUUUGGAGGACUUUUGGAAGCUGGGGUGAAAUCCUUUAAAACUCAUCAUAAACGCAUAGCCGAGCCCAAGAAUCUGACAUACGAGGAAUUCUCCACAGUGCUUGUGAACAUCGAAACAGUGUUAAAUUGUCGCCCCCUUUCGCCUCUCUUCAGUAACGUCGAGGAUCUAGACGCCCUUACGCCCAGACACCUUUUGAUUGGAGGACCUUUCGAAACCGUUCCAGAAAUUCCAGUUGAAGCGACAAAUCUUGAUCGCCUGACUCACUGGAAACUUGUCAAGGGAAUGCGAGCUCAGUUCUGGAAGCGACGGAGCAGCGAGUAUUUAAAUACUCUCCAACAACGGCUUAAAUGGACUCUUCAGCGCCCCAAUUUAAAGUUCGCAGACCUAGUCAUACUGCUGGACCCUUCUCUUAUCAAAUCUGAUGGAAGAUGGCCUCUCGACCGAGUGACUCAGGCUCAUGAGGGAUCUAAUGGACUGAUGCUUGCCCCCAAGAUCCAGACAUGCACUGGAGAGUAUAUUCGGCCCAUCGUGAAGGUUUCCCUUUUGCCAAUCGCCCAGACCACGACAGAAGAGGGCAGAAGACGAUAG